AUGGGAUCUGCCACCCCGAGUGCGGCUGGGGUGGCGGAUCUUCAGGUGAUCCUUAUUUCCUAUGAAUUCAACACCAGGAAGUUUUCAAUGGUCAUCACCAGACGCAGCGUCCUACCACAGCUUCAACAGCAGGCAGCACUCGGACACUGCCGACAACUAGUCCCCUUAGUGUGUGUGCUGGGAGGACCUGAGCCACCUCCACCCCACCCUGCCCUGACACACUGGAUCCCCACCAAACCUCUCCCUGCCCCUCCCUGUGGGGGAGGAGGAGGUCUGCGCCCCGCCCGCCCCGGCCCAAUCACCUUCAGGCUUGGGGCAAAGGGUGCGCUGCGGCUGCCCCGCCCUGACCUGAAGGGCUUCCUGCCACAGGAGGAGGAGGAGGAGGAGGAAGAGGCGCGGGUGCCCCCCCGGGGGACACGACAGCGGCGACGACGAGCCCUCCGUCCUGCACCCCCCGGCCCCCGAGCCCCGCCCCACCCACCAUCAGCCACACCAGUCCCUACCACAGCCUCUGUCCCCCGCCCCACACCAGGAGCGACUCAGAGCUGCCCUCCGCUGCGCCCCCUGCUCCCCCUAAAGCAGCAGCAGCAGCAGCAACAGCCACAGCAGGUGUACAGCUGGCCCUACCCUCCACAACCACAGCAGUUCCAGUACCCUUAUGAUGCAGCUGAGGGGACUGACACUGCCACCACCACCACCACCACUGCCACUACCGCCACAACAAGGGUUAUUCAGGUGUUGCCCCAAUAUGCUUCAACCCCACAGCCCCACUCCCCCAUGACAGUGCAGGCAGGGAAUGUCAUACAGGCUACCACCACCAUGACCACCAUGACCACCACCACCACCAUGACCACCGCCACCACCACCACCACCACCACCACCACCACCACCACCACCACCACCACCACCACCACAGCACUCAGCGUGGCACAGAAGGAACAGAGCCAGGCGGAAAACAAGGACUAAGAUCCACUGCCACUUCCAAAUAAGAGGUGAACCAGGCCAACACAAGACAGAUGGGAUGCAAGAACACUGUUGACACAUCAAUACUUCAUACAAGGCAAUAAAGCGGCUACCACCACCAUGACCACCAUGACCACCACCACCACCAUGACCACCGCCACCACCACCACCACCACCACCACCACCACCACCACCACCACCACCACAGCACUCAGCGUGGCACAGAAGGAACAGAGCCAGGCGGAAAACAAGGACUAAGAUCCACUGCCACUUCCAAAUAAGAGGUGAACCAGGCCAACACAAGACAGAUGGGAUGCAAGAACACUGUUGACACAUCAAUACUUCAUACAAGGCAAUAAAGCGGCUACCACCACCAUGACCACCAUGACCACCACCACCACCAUGACCACCGCCACCACCACCACCACCACCACCACCACCACCACCACCACAGCACUCAGCGUGGCACAGAAGGAACAGAGCCAGGCGGAAAACAAGGACUAAGAUCCACUGCCACUUCCAA
Molecule: messenger RNA, 1486 nt
Organism: Scylla paramamosain (green mud crab)
Lineage: Eukaryota; Metazoa; Arthropoda; Malacostraca; Decapoda; Portunidae
Product: serine proteinase stubble-like
Exons: 9
Coding region: 1-966 (321 amino acids)
Source: RefSeq, a predicted model, not a curated record